CCUCUCCAGGAGCAAGAGAAUUCAUGCAACAGAGCCAGAGAGCUGCAAGGUCAAGAAUCCGUCCUGGGUAAAGGGACUCCUGACCACAGGCUUCUCCCUGGAGGACCCUGGCAAAGACACAAGAAUCACAGGACAGAGCAGGUUCUAGAGUGGCUGUUUAUUUCCCAGGAGCAGCCAAAAACCACCCAGUCUCGAGGACCAUUGUCAUUCGUGGAUGUGUUUGUGGACUUUACCUGGGAAGAGUGGCGGCUGCUGGAUCCCACUCAGAAGCACCUGUACAGGAGUGUGAUGUUGGAGAACUACAGCAACCUGGUGUCCCUGGGGUAUCAAGACAGCAAACCUGAUAUCGUCUUCAAGUUGGAACAAGAAGAACUGUGGAUGAUGCAGGCCCAAAUCCCAAGUCAAGGCCAUCCAGAAAAAGUCUGGGAAAUUGAUGAUCAUAUGGAAUGGCAUCAGGAAAAUCAAGGCAAGCUGGAAAGUGUGGCAAAAGGCUAUGAAUGUCCUACAUUUGGAAAACUAUGUCUUCUUACUACAAGUUAUGUUUCUUCAAGACAAAAGCUUCAUAAAUAUAUCACACGUGGAAUGAGUUUUAAAUAUAAUAUAGAUUUCAAUAGUAAUUAUGCUGGAAAGAAUCCUAAUGAGUUUCGUGCAUAUAGGGAAUCAUUCCACCAUUCUAAACAUGAGCAAACUGUUAUUGGAAUAAAAUAUGGUGAAAGUAAUGAAUGUGGAAAAACUGUCAACAAGAAGUCACAACUCAUAUGCCAACAAAUGUAUAUAGGAGGAAAGCCUUUUGAAUGCAGUUUUUGUGGGAAGACUUUCAGCAGUAAGUCAUACCUUGCAGUGCAUCAACGAACUCAUGUAGAAGAGAAACCCUACAAAUGUAAGGGAUGUGGGAAAGACUUCAGCAGCAAGUCCUACCUCACUGUCCAUCAGAGAACUCACACAGGAGAGAAACUUCAUGAAUGCAGUGAAUGUGGGAAAUCCUUCAGUUUCAACUCACAACUUGUUAUACAUCAGAGAAUCCACACAGGUGAGAAUCCCUAUGAAUGCUGCGAAUGUGGAAAAGUAUUCAGUAGGAAAGACCAGCUCAUUUCACACCAGAGAACUCAUUCAGGACAGAAACCCUAUGGUUGUAAUGAAUGUGGUAAGGCUUUCGGUUUGAAGUCACAGCUCAUUAUACAUCAAAGAAUUCAUACAGGAGAGAAACCCUUUGAAUGUAGUGAAUGUCAGAAAGCUUUUAAUACAAAGUCAAACCUUAUGGUACAUCAGAGAACCCAUACAGGGGAGAAACCCUAUGGUUGUAGUGAAUGUGGAAAAGCCUUUACUUUCAAGUCGCAGCUCAUUGUACAUCAGGGGGUUCAUACAGGAGUAAAGCCCUAUGGGUGCAUUCAGUGUGGGAAAGCCUUCAGUUUGAAGUCACAGCUCAUUGUGCAUCAGAGAAGUCACACAGGAAUGAAACCUUACGUAUGCAGUGAAUGUGGCAAAGCCUUCAGGAGCAAGUCGUACCUCAUUAUACAUAUGAGAACUCACACAGGAGAGAAACUCCAUGAAUGCAGUGACUGUGGGAAAGCCUUCAGUUUUAAUUCACAACUCAUUAUACAUCAGAGAAUUCACACAGGAGAGAGUCCAUAUGAAUGCCAUGAAUGUGGGAAAGCCUUCAGUCGGAAAUACCAGCUCAUUUCACACCAGAGAACCCACGCUGGGGAGAAGCCCUAUGAAUGCAGCGACUGUGGAAAAACUUUUGGUUUGAAGUCACAGCUCAUUAUACAUCAAAGAACUCAUACAGGAGAGAAACCCUUUGAAUGCAGUGACUGUAGCAAAGCCUUUAAUACAAAGUCAAACCUUAUUGUUCAUCAGAGAACUCAUACAGGGGAGAAACCCUAUGGUUGUAGUGAAUGUGGAAAAGCCUUUACUUUCAAGUCGCAGCUCAUUGUACAUCAGGGAGCUCACACUGGGGUAAAACCUUAUGGAUGUAAUCAAUGUGGAAAAGCCUUUAGUUUGAAGUCACAGCUCAUUGUGCAUCAGAGAAGUCACACCGGAGUGAAACCCUAUGGAUGCAGUGAAUGUGGAAAAGCCUUCAGGAGCAAGUCAUACCUCAUUAUACAUAUGAGAACUCACACUGGAGAGAAACCACAUGAAUGCAAUGAAUGCGGGAAAUCCUUCAGUUUCAAUUCACAACUCAUUGUACAUCAGAGAAUUCACACAGGAGAAAAUCCCUAUGAAUGCAGCGAGUGUGGAAAAGCCUUUAAUAGGAAAGAUCAGCUCAUUUCUCAUCAGAGAACUCAUGCUGGAGAAAAACCUUAUGGAUGCAGUGACUGUGGGAAAGCCUUUAGUAGCAAGUCCUAUCUCAUUAUACACAUGAGAACUCAUUCAGGAGAGAAACCAUAUGAAUGUAACAAAUGUGGGAAGGCCUUCAUUUGGAAGUCACUACUCAUUGUACAUGAGCGAACUCAUGCAGGGGAAAGCCCUUAUAAAUGUAGUCAAUGUGAGAAAUCCUUCAGUGGAAAAUUACGGCUCAUUGUACAUCAGAGAAUGCACACAAGAGAGAAACCCUAUGAAUGCAGUGAAUGUGAGAAAGCUUUCAUUAGGAAAUCCCAGCUCAUUGUACAUCAGAGAACUCAUUCAGGGGAGAAACCCUAUGGAUGCAAUGAAUGUGGAAAGACCUUCUCUCAGAAAUCAAUCCUCAGUGCACAUCAGAGGACUCACACAGGAGAGAAACCCUGUAAGUGCACUGAAUGUGGGAAAGCCUUUUGUUGGAAGUCACAGCUCAUCAUGCAUCAGAGAACUCAUGCAGAUGAAAAACAUCUUGAUGAAUUAAAUGUAAGAAAAUUUCUUCCAAAACUCAAUUCAUAG
Molecule: messenger RNA, 2853 nt
Organism: Odobenus rosmarus divergens (Pacific walrus)
Lineage: Eukaryota; Metazoa; Chordata; Mammalia; Carnivora; Odobenidae
Gene: ZNF268
Product: zinc finger protein 268
Exons: 4
Coding region: 289-2853 (854 amino acids)
Biological process (GO): regulation of transcription by RNA polymerase II
Cellular component (GO): nucleus
Molecular function (GO): DNA-binding transcription activator activity, RNA polymerase II-specific; RNA polymerase II cis-regulatory region sequence-specific DNA binding
Source: RefSeq, a predicted model, not a curated record